Molecule: messenger RNA, 2061 nt
Organism: Momordica charantia (bitter melon)
Lineage: Eukaryota; Viridiplantae; Streptophyta; Magnoliopsida; Cucurbitales; Cucurbitaceae
Gene: ALDH7B4
Product: aldehyde dehydrogenase 7B4
Molecular function (GO): aldehyde dehydrogenase (NAD+) activity
Source: RefSeq, a predicted model, not a curated record
UCGUAGAUUUGUUGAUGCAAUUAUCAAAAUGGACAAAUUGGGUUCAACCCAAUCCUAAACCUCUUCGAUUCUUACACGUCUCUGCAAUUUUUUUUGGGGCGCAUUUUUUGGUUUCAGUCGCAUCCUUAAAAUAACAAUCAAACUCCUUCCGUAAACUGCUAACACUUUCGUUUCUCUCUGGCUCUUAGCUUCUUUUACAGUUUUGCAGAGAUGGGUCUCGCCAAGGAGUAUGGAUUUAUGAAUGAGAUCGGUCUGGGACCUCGCAAUUUGGGGUGUUACGUCAAUGGCGUCUGGAAGGGAAGCGGCCCAGUGGCUUCUUCCUCGAAUCCUGCCAAUAAUCAGAUAAUUGCUGAAGUAGUGGAGGCUUCCACCCAAGAUUAUGAGGAGGGCUUGGAAGCGUGUAGUGAAGCGGCAAAAGUAUGGAUGCAGGUUCCUGCGCCCAAGAGAGGAGAGAUUGUAAGACAGAUAGGGGAUGCACUAAGAGGUAAACUCCAUCAACUUGGUCGUCUUGUGUCACUUGAGAUGGGAAAGAUACUUCCAGAAGGGAUAGGAGAAGUUCAAGAAAUUAUUGACAUGUGUGACUUCUCUGUUGGUUUAAGUCGACAACUGAAUGGAUCCAUCAUACCAUCUGAGCGUCCAAAUCAUGCUAUGAUGGAGAUGUGGAACCCUCUUGGAAUAGUUGGUGUCAUUACAGCUUUCAACUUUCCUUGUGCUGUUCUUGGAUGGAAUGCUUGUAUUGCACUAGUUUGUGGGAACUGUGUAGUCUGGAAAGGUGCUCCAACGACCCCCUUAAUCACUGUUGCAAUGACAAAGUUAGUGGCUGGGGUUCUCGAAAAGAACAACUUACCGGGUGCAAUUUUCACAUCCUUUUGCGGAGGUGCUGAAAUCGGUCAGGCAAUAGCAAAAGAUAGGCGCAUUCCCUUGGUUUCAUUUACUGGAAGCUCCAAGGUCGGUCUAAUGGUUCAGCAAACUGUAAACGAGAGAUAUGGGAAAUGCUUGCUUGAAUUAAGUGGAAAUAAUGCAAUAGUUGUCAUGGACGAUGCUGAUAUCCAACUAGCUGUUCGUUCAGUUCUGUUUGCCGCUGUUGGCACAGCUGGUCAACGAUGCACAACAUGUCGAAGGCUGCUGCUUCAUGAAAGUAUAUAUCAGAAAGUGCUCGAUCAAUUAGUCGACGUAUACAAACAAGUGACAAUUGGAAAUCCUCUUGAGAAAGGUACCUUACUGGGGCCAUUGCAUACGUCGGAUUCGAGGAAGAAUUUCGAGAAGGGAAUUGAGAUCAUCAAGUCUCAGGGAGGGAAGAUUGUUACUGGAGGUUCGGUUGUUGAGUCGGAGGGCAACUUUGUGCAGCCCACAAUUGUCGAAAUUUCUGCAAAUGCUAAUGUUGUGAAGGAAGAACUAUUCGCUCCAGUUCUUUAUGUCAUGAAAUUUCAGACGUUGAAAGAGGCAAUUGAAAUCAACAACUCCGUGCCGCAAGGGUUAAGCAGUUCUAUCUUCACACGUCGACCUGAGAUCAUCUUCAAGUGGAUUGGACCACAAGGGAGUGACUGUGGUAUUGUAAAUGUAAACAUACCAACAAAUGGGGCUGAAAUUGGAGGUGCUUUCGGGGGAGAAAAGGCCACUGGGGGUGGUCGUGAAGCAGGAAGUGACUCGUGGAAGCAAUACAUGCGUCGCUCAACUUGCACCAUCAACUAUGGGAAUGAGUUACCAUUGGCACAAGGAAUCAAUUUUGGAUAGAUGGUCAAAACAGUUUGGUGCUUUUAGAGGAAGGGGCUUCAUUUGAGGCUUCUGCUCCAGCUUUGACUGAGAAAAGAUUUGGCGUUACCAACGCUUUUAGAAAGACAAUUCCUGCCAACUAAUAGAAGAGGGAGCUCCUUCAAAAUCUGGCCGUAUGCAACUCAAAUAAAUAAAUUAAAAAAAAAAAAGUUUUCACAGGAAUAACUUCAUUCCAGUGGCUGGCUCCUCCCUCUUUCUUCAUUUACUGUAUUGUUGAAGACUUUUGCAAUCCAAUAAUGAGAUUUUCAGCAAGAAUAUGAAUAUGAAUAUGAAUAUGAAUUUAUGAUA